AUGUUCAAGCUGCUGGUGAUUGGAGCCUGCGUCGCCCUCGUCUUCACGGAUACCAUCGACGAUGCCAAGGCGGCGGCUGGAGACAUUGCCGACAAGGCCAAGCAGGGACUCUCCGACGCCGGAGACACCCUCAGGAACGCCGCACAAUCAGCCAACGACAAGGUGAAGGAGGGUGUGAACGCGGCCGGGCAAACCCUCGACGACGCCAAGGAAUCCGCCCAAGACAAAAUUGACGAAGCCGCCGCCCAGGCGAAGACAGCCAUCCAGGGCACCCCGGAAGAGCCGGGUUUCAUCGAUAAGGUUAAGGGAGGCCUAAGCAGCGUCGUCGGUUUCUUCAGCGGCGAGAAGCAGGUGUCCACGACCAUGCAGCCUCUACCGCCUCAGUAU
Messenger RNA from Mesorhabditis spiculigera, 387 nucleotides. NCBI's taxonomy places the organism in Eukaryota, Metazoa, Nematoda, Chromadorea, Rhabditida, Rhabditidae. The record is from the annotation of a GenBank genome assembly.